Molecule: messenger RNA, 3303 nt
Organism: Mixia osmundae IAM 14324
Lineage: Eukaryota; Fungi; Basidiomycota; Mixiomycetes; Mixiales; Mixiaceae
Exons: 7
Coding region: 1-3303 (1100 amino acids)
Biological process (GO): proton motive force-driven ATP synthesis
Molecular function (GO): proton-transporting ATP synthase activity, rotational mechanism
Source: RefSeq, a predicted model, not a curated record
AUGGCGUUGUCGAUGGCCAGUGGGCGUAUGAGCUCACGAACGGGCCUGAAGCAGCUCAAUGCGGCAGUACAAGCCCGUCAUUUCAGCUCGACACCCGUCCCUGCUGCUACGCUUCGUGAGCUCGAGGGACGACUCAAGUCGGUCCGCAACAUCGAAAAGAUCACAAAGUCGAUGAAGAUGAUUGCAACGACGAGGUUGAACAAGGCGACCAACGCCAUGAAGACCGCCAAAGGCUACGGAGCGGCCAAUGCCGUCCUGUUCGACGAAGCGGAAGCCAAGACGGACAAGAAGCUCAAGACGCUCUGGAUCGUCGUCUCUUCCGAUAGAGGUCUCUGCGGAGGUAUCCACUCUUCAGUCUCCAAGCGAGCCAAGAAGGAGAUCCAAGCCGACGGGAGCGAGGGAGAGGCCAACGUCGUCAUCUUGGGAGACAAGCCAAAGGCACAGAUCGUCCGAGCUUACCCCCAGAACCUCGUCAUCACGUUCAACCAGAUCGGAAAGACGAUCCCGACUUUCUCGGAUGCCACCUCUAUCGUCGCCCUCAUUGAAGACUCCAAGGUCGAAUACGAAAAGGUCAAUCUGAUCUACAACAAGUUUGUGUCUGCCAUCGCCUACGAAUCAGACAUCAUCGAGGUCUACAACGCAGAGACACUCGCCGCUUCGCCCAAAUUUGCAGCCUACGAGAUCGAAGACGAGGGUAUGCAGAACGAUCUCGCUUCCUUUGCACUCGCCAACGCAGUCUACCAAGCCCUCGUCGAAGGACACGCUGCAGAGAUCACUGCGAGAAGGAACGCUAUGGACAAUGCUUCCAAGAACGCAACAGAGAUGAUAGGCAAGCUCCAGAUGCAAUUCAACAGAAUGCGUCAAUCCGUCAUCACCAACGGUCAGUCUCUCGCACCCACUCCAGCCUGUCUCGAGCUCAUCCUUCUUGCUCACAGAUCUCGUCGAUAUCGUCACGGGUGCCAACGCUCUCGAAUAAAGGCUUUUUGCUCUUUGGACUUAUUCUCUGAAUGCAUCCCGCAUGUCUUUGAGCAAAAGCACGAUAAAACGCCCAUUCGACUCGAGCAGCAGCGAUCCUGGCUCAUCACCUCGCUCUCCUAUCGUAUCCAGCCCACACACACACACGCGCACGAGACGGCACUUGUCAAGCCUGCACGAGCCUGUCGCCACGGAGGAACGAGUGGCGAGACAAGGUUUGUGCCUGCGAGCGUGGCCUGCCAGCACGGGAAGAGGCAUCCUUCGAGGCAACGCGGCCUGUCGGGCACUCGCUCUUUUGCGCAGAACGGCUACCUCUCACCGCACGAGUGGUCCUCUGGCUAUGCCGAUCUACCGCCUUGGAACGACGGAGAGAUACCUACGACGCCCAAGACGCCUACUUCCAGGUCGGCUCAUCAGUCAAGCACGCUCAUGGAGUCCCCCGUCGUGCCACAAUUAUUGGGACGGGAAACGUUCACGAACAAGGCAAAGGUGCUGAGCUACAAGCACCAGCUCAGUCCGACGAAGGAACAGCUCGGCGCAUCCCCCAUCUCGCCUCGUCAUGGCAGGCGGCAAGCUUCUAGCUCUGCGCAGCCCCUCGACGCACUCGAUGUAGAAGCGCUCUACUCGACUUACGCCGCCAUCAACACAACCGACACAUCAGAGCGAGGACGACGGCCGUUCUCUACUUCAUUACAGCCCGGUCUAUCGCUAGAACCCUCCAUAAGACCACUAGACGGCUCAGCCUCGACCUCUUCAUUCGCACAUUACAAUGCAAUGCCUUUGCUGGCUAUUGGCACGCCUCGCACGCCUCGCACACGACAAUCUUCUGGCGUCCCUUCGCCUUUGCCUCUCGAUACCAUGAGCUUUCCCGAUCCGCCAAAGCGGAUAGAGUCGCCCGAGCCAAUGCCUAUCAAUUUCGACGCAGACGAUGACACUUCCAGUUCGACAGACGAUGAAGACUUCCAGGAGACUCAAACUGGUCUAGCAGUCAAUGAUGACGAAGGUGAUGAUAAUGAGCACGAAGAGCAGAAUCCAGACGAAGAAGGCCAGCAAGCCCAAUGGCACGCGCUAGAAGCACCCAUCACCCGUUGGCGCACAGAGGUUGGCGAUGAGGAUGAAGAUGACGAAGGAGAACCCACCGAAUCUGUCAGAUGGUCCUCUGGCUCCAUCUCGCGCUCUCAUCUACCUACCCGCUUUCUCGUCAACCCUACCAGGCAACCGGAUGACAAUUUUAUCUCCUUCUCGACCUUGCCAUCCGUCAGCGAAGAGGAACCCGCGUCAUUCGUAUCCGGCUCGAUUCCGCUCGAUGCUUACGAGGAUGAUGCACUGCAUGUCGAAGAGAGAGCACACGAACGGGCAAAGGUAUCUCGACCGAGCAUGCUCAGCAUAUCAGAUAUAUUGCAACGCGCUCUCGAGUUGGGCAAGAGCAUGUCGCCUACUGAUCCCUCGCCGGUCUUUGCACUCAAAGCGACGGAAGAACAGCCACCCAGUACUCCACUUCGCCGAACAGAUUCUCAGACGUCCUCGGCGAGCAAACAGCUGGCAUCCGCUCGAUCCAGCAUCGCUCUAUCAUCCUCCAUGUCGUCUUCAUUCAGGUGGUCCGAUCUCUCUCUCUCUACCAACCACACCUCGCCCUCGAGUACAGCAUCUCAUGACGAUGCGGGCGAUCACUACAGCAGUCCACUGGCAAAGUACAACAACCAGACCCGUAGAGAAUCCUUGUCUACCAUCUCAUCCGCACUCUCAUCUGCCACCUCAUCACGCUCAUCAGACUCUGCUAAAAGGCAGAGCACACAUCAGCAGCAGCAGACAUCAACGACAACCACCACCAUGCCACCUAGAGUUCUGCCUCGCGUUUCGUCCAUUGCUGGCUUGCGAGGAAGCGCAAUGAAGCAACAAAAAGCAAAGGAUACUACAUUCCAAGACUGGGACGAUUAUCUCGACGUUCUUCAGCGUGAAGGGAAGGAGCUCGCACCGCGUCAGAGCACUUCGUCUGGCGCUACCUCAUCACUCAGGCCAGAGUCUCGCGCUUCCUUGACAUCGGGAAAGACACACAUGCUCAGCUUCUGGGGUGGACGACGAUCGCCAAACAGUCUUGCAUCAUCUACGCGCAGUGGUCUUGAUGACAGACCCUUGUCUGGCUCCAGUGGCAAAUCACCUUCCCGGCCAGCAUCAGGACUGAAAACGCACUCGAAUCUCCGCAAGGUCACUUCGAACCUCUCAAUGGUGUCGAAGAGCUCGUCCGUGGAUGCGCCUGUCAUUCCGCUGCGCGGUGGCAGUCUUAAGAAGAGCGCGUCGGCAAAGGGCAAGAUGAAGGCCAUCAUGUAG